AUGAGUGGAGGUGGUUGUGGCGGCGGCGGUGGUGGUAACGGCGGCGGCGGUGGUGGAGGCGGUAGUGGCGGCGGCUGGAGCCGCGGUAAAGGAGGUUUCCAAAUUCAGGCAGAAGACAUCGAAUUUUCAGUUACCCAUAACAUUGUUCCGGGGGCGGAUGAAGACAACAAUGAUGAAGGAUUCGGUGUUUCGUCCGUUGUGGACAGCUGGGAGUAUCUCAUCCAUGUAGAGAAACGUCCACUCGUUAAAAUUGUCCGUUUAGCUUUCCUUCUGACGACCUCGCAGGCAACCUCCCUAUAUCGGGCGCUGAAGCAUUUCCUUGACGACCUCGCAGGCAACCUCCCUAUAUCGGGCGCUGAAGCAUUUCCUUCUGACGACCUCGCAGGCAACCUCCCUAUAUCGGGCGCUGAAGCAUUUCCUUGCACAGAAAGUCGUGUCUGA
Messenger RNA from Dreissena polymorpha, 441 nucleotides. Its product is annotated as MHC class II regulatory factor RFX1-like. The coding region runs from base 1 to 441 and encodes 146 amino acids. NCBI's taxonomy places the organism in Eukaryota, Metazoa, Mollusca, Bivalvia, Myida, Dreissenidae. The transcript is spliced from 2 exons. The record is from RefSeq and is a predicted model, not a curated record.